UGUGCGCAUGUGUGCUGUGUGCUUUGGCCCUCGGAGUAAAGAUGGCGGAGCGCGGGUACAGCUUUUCGCUGACUACUUUCAGCCCAUCUGGUAAACUUGUCCAGAUUGAAUAUGCUUUGGCUGCUGUAGCUGGAGGAGCCCCUUCAGUGGGAAUUAAAGCUGCAAAUGGUGUGGUGUUAGCAACUGAGAAGAAACAGAAAUCUAUUCUGUAUGAUGAACGAAGUGUACACAAAGUGGAACCAAUUACCAAGCACAUAGGUUUGGUGUAUAGCGGCAUGGGCCCAGAUUACAGGGUGCUUGUGCAUAGAGCCCGGAAACUGGCUCAGCAGUACUAUCUUGUUUACCAAGAACCCAUUCCUACAGCUCAGCUCGUACAGAGAGUAGCUUCUGUGAUGCAAGAAUACACCCAGUCAGGUGGUGUUCGUCCCUUUGGAGUGUCUUUGCUUAUUUGUGGUUGGAAUGAGGGGCGACCUUAUUUAUUUCAGUCAGAUCCAUCUGGAGCUUACUUUGCCUGGAAAGCCACAGCCAUGGGAAAGAACUAUGUGAAUGGGAAAACUUUCCUUGAGAAAAGAUAUAAUGAAGAUUUGGAGCUUGAAGAUGCCAUUCAUACAGCCAUCUUAACUCUAAAGGAAAGUUUUGAGGGACAAAUGACAGAAGAUAACAUAGAAGUGGGAAUCUGCAAUGAAGCUGGAUUUAGGAGACUGACUCCAACUGAAGUUAAGGACUACUUGGCUGCAAUAGCGUGAUAAUGAAGUGACUGAAAAAUCUGAAAUUUCAGAGAGUGUCUCUACUUAAACAUGUUUAAAGUAUGUUUUGUUUUGCAGACUUUUUGCAUACUUAUUUCUACAUGGUUUAAUGGACUGAUGUUUUUAAAAUGAUAGUUAUAAAUCAUAAUAAACUGUUAAAUCCAAUUUUCUGCUUUUUAGAAAGUUAGAAAUAUUUUCAAUAAUGAUAUCCUGCUUUUUAUCACAGUUAAUUUCUAAACAUUACAUUGCCAAGCAAAAUGGUGAAAGCAUUCUAGUCUUUAUGCAACUUGGUUAAGUCAGGUUUUGUUACCGUCUACUACCAAAUAUUGUCUAUGCUUCAGUAACGCAAAAUGCCAAUUUUAGUAAACAUCACUGUUAGAGCUAAGAGAAUCUGCAGACUCUCAGGUUCAUGAGAUAAGAUAGGAAGCAUAGAUAUUUUUUAGUCACAGUUAGGUAUAGAUUAGUAAAAGCCGACAAUGCUCUGUGUGAUUGCACUGGAACUGUGAAGGUGCUAAGCUAGAACCUCUAUAAGUGAUACAUAAUGCAAUUAAAUAAAAAAAAAGACUUCU
Condylura cristata (star-nosed mole) is the source of this 1315-nucleotide messenger RNA. RefSeq names its product proteasome (prosome, macropain) subunit, alpha type, 2 (gene PSMA2). Bases 42 to 746 code for a protein of 234 amino acids. The record is from RefSeq and is a predicted model, not a curated record. Gene Ontology annotation, cellular component: proteasome core complex, alpha-subunit complex; proteasome core complex. Lineage: Eukaryota; Metazoa; Chordata; Mammalia; Eulipotyphla; Talpidae. The transcript is spliced from 8 exons. Gene Ontology annotation, biological process: ubiquitin-dependent protein catabolic process.